This is a messenger RNA of Pocillopora meandrina, 2146 nucleotides long. Lineage: Eukaryota; Metazoa; Cnidaria; Anthozoa; Scleractinia; Pocilloporidae. The record is from the annotation of a GenBank genome assembly.
ACAGGUCACGUAAGAGAUGUCUCCAUAUUUGGAGUUCGUUUUACUCCAUACCCUCCUGUUUUCAAAGAUCACCGCUGGCUCUAACGUCUGCCGCUCCAGUUUCCCAGAUACCAAUCACGUUCUCACUGGUCACGUGAUACGGACUCUAAACCACAAGACUUUUGAGAGCUGCACAUUUUCUUGCGAAAUUGAGCCGAAGUGUUUCAGUAUCAACUUCAUGUCAUCGCGAGGAACCUGUCAACUCAACAGAGCAACCAAGGAUUCUUUCCCAAAAGAUGUUAUGAAACAGAAGAGAGCAGUUUAUUUGGACAUGGUGAUCCGCCAGUAUUACCAUGAUCGUGAUACUUGUGAAAGUAUGCCCUGUGAAAAUGGAGGCACAUGUGUCAUGGGUCCGACCUUGAAUUGCAAUUGUCUUGAUGGUUACACUGGGCGUCGCUGUCAAAGUAAGAAAUUGGAAAGCUAGCACCAAUAGUAGAGAAUGAAAUAGCAUAAAAACCAGGAAGAUUGUACAAAAUUCUCGAUCGUGAUUGGUCAGCAAUAGACGGACACAACGCGUUAUUUGCUGACGUUUUUAUGCGUCUGCUUUAUUUUCUCUUACGCGUCACAGCUGACUUAGAAAAAAGUCUCCUGUUAUAUUUUGACCGAUGAGACACGUUAUUUUCUUAGUAAAAAAUUUGAUACCUAUAUCUUCUUCCCAAAGCUUGCUUUAUCUCUAUGACGAACUAUAAAGACGAUGCUCGGCAAUGACACUUGCCAGGACUCAAGCCUAAAAUUUUGUUCCAUAUUCCUCGGUGUUUUCUUCAAAAAUCGUUUGAUUAGCAUAGGUUCUUACUUUUCAUGAUGUGUGAUGAUUAGAAAUCCACGUUGACGAAAACAAGUGUCUUCUUUUUCAACAGACCUACAAGCGCUAGGAAUGGAAAACAGAGACAUACCUAAUAAGAAUAUAGAGGGCUCUUCGUCCUUGAGCAAUUAUGAAGCAUGGAAAGGACGCUUAAAUGGAAAAUCUUGCCGGAGACCUGCACAAAACAUAGGUGGUGAAUACAUUACAGUAACGUUCGCGAGCAAAAAAACCGUAAUUGCCAUAGCAACACAAGGUAGCCCGGACGAUAAAUUUUGGGUUCAAAGCUUCACCUACCAGUACUUUGCUGAUGCUUCUCUAAAGGACCCUAAUAAGGUAAAAUCGACAAACAUCGAUCCCAUGCGUUAGAGUAGGCCUGAAAAGACUUUUUUGUCGGUGACGUUGAAACACGAACAUUUUAAAAUGAUGAUGAUAUUAUACUGUCAAUGUAUUGUAUGUUCACAGGAAUGCCAAGCUAACAAGAACAACACUUCAGUUGUUAUGUACAAGUUCUCACCAGCUCUCCAAAAUGUCGAGUGGAUCCGAAUUCAUCCACAAACUUGGCACAAGUAUAUGGCAUUGAGGCUGGAGGUGUACGGUUACUGAUCAUAAACAUUUCGAAAAAGAAGGUUCACAUUAAAGGCCAGUUUAGCCGAGUGCAUUGAAAGUUAGUAAUGGCAGGUUAUUUGCCACUCUACCGGCGCUUAGAGAGGCUGCAGUUUUCAUUAAACUGAGUGUCAUUAGAGAUGUGUUGUGUCGCUCUGACGUGGUUAACCAGUUAAAAAAGAAAAUUUAAAUUAAAACCAAUUACGAAGAUUCAGCUCUUGCGAUUUCCCACGCCACCGGCUGUUUGUUACUUAUCUUCACCUAUAGCCCCCAUCUGAUAUUUUUAUUUUCUCAGAUGGAACGCCGUUAAUGCUUUGGUUUUGGUUUUAGGACACUCAGUAGAGAUUAGCUUUAUUUUUCAGAUUAUUGUCGCUAUCCCACAGCCAAGAUUGUUUAAAACGUAGAACUCCGUAACCACCGAAAUAUCAGAAUGGAAAUGAUAAACUGAGUAUCAUGUUUUUAAACAGAUGGAAUUUAGCGCUCCCCGUGCGUAACUUAUGAAAUAUGUGAAAAAAAACUAAAAUAUCCUGCGGAUUUCUGCUUGGUCAUUGUGCGUCCCUCUAAUCUUAGAAGACACUGGAACAAAUAAUUAAAAUGUAAAAUUGGAAUGGCGAAAUGCGUCAGCAGACAAGGCUUAUUCCUAUGGAAAGUUCCGAAUGUUAAAUAAACUUACAUACAUACAUACACUUUAUUGAGCAUCCC